GGGAAAGUCAGCAGUCAGCAGCGCAGUGGCGGGAACCGCAGCCCGGCGGCCCUGGAAGCUCCCAGCCGGUGGUGUGACUGUGGACUUCUCCCAGGAGGAGGGGCGUUGGAUGGACCCUGCUCAGAGACUGGAUGUUGCAGAAUUCCAGCAGUCUGAUUUCUGGGGCUCACUGAUCACCCCGACCUGCUCACCUGUGCAGCAAAAAGUCCUGAAAGGUAGAGAGAGAGGAGAGAGCAGCCAAGGAUCCAGGCCAGCAAGCCAUCUAUGUAUUCAUUGUUCCUGAAAGACAAACUCAAAGAAGAUCAACAGAAAGAAAUGGCUGAUUCUCCAGUUAAUCUGUCCCAGGGUCUGCUGACAUUCAGGGAUGUGACUGUGGACUUCUCCCAGGAGGAGUGGCAAUGCCUGGACUCAGCUCAGAGGACUUUGUACAUUGAUGUGACGUUGGAGAAUUAUAACAACCUGCUCUGUGUGGAGAACUAUUGCAUAUGUGAUCCUGUCCAUCACCAUGUGAAGACUGAAAAGGAGUCUCGUCAGUGUAAUGAGCUUGGCAAAGUGCUUCAUGACCCCUCCACAUGUGCACUUUAUAGAACAAGUGAAACUACAGAAAACUCCAAUAACUACACAUGCAGUAAUCACAGGGAUGCCUCUGUUGACUCAUCAAACCCACACAGACAUGAAGGCAGGCACACUGGAGAAGAACCUUGCAGAGCUAAAGACUUUGAGAAAUCUUUAAAUUUGUGUUCCAACAUGACUCAAGAUCAGAGAGUCUACACUGCAAAGAAAGAGCACAGGCAGGGAGAAUGUGAUGACUAUUUCACCUCUGCAUACAGUGUUGUGCAGCAAACAAUCUACAUUGGAGAGAAACCUCACCAGUGUGAGGAAUGUGGGAAAUAUUUCAGUAAUGCUAAAAUCCUCUCUGUACACCAGAGAAUUCAUACUGGAAAGAAACCCUACAAGUGCAACGUUUGUGACAAAUCCUUCACCCAGUGCACAAAUCUUAAAACACAUCAAAGACUUCAUACUGGAGAGAGACCUUACGAAUGCAGAGAAUGUGGAAAGUCAUUUCGUCACUUGUCAGCACUUAAAAGCCAUCAGAAAAUGCACACAGGAGAGAAGCCUUACAAGUGUAAGGAAUGUGACAAGUCCUUUUCCCAGUGCUCAAGUCUGAAAACGCAUCAAAGACUCCAUACUGGGGAGAAACCUUAUAAAUGCAAAGAAUGUGGAAAGUCAUUCCGUCAGUCCUCCGCACUCAAAAGCCAUCAGAAAUUGCACACAGGAGAGAAGCCUUACAAAUGUAAGGAAUGUAACAGAUCCUUUGCACACUAUUCUAGUUUCAGGAGACAUCAGAAAAUCCACGGUGUUGAGGAACAUUCUAGUUAUGAAGUAUGUGACAAGGUCUUUCAUCACGGUAGAAACCACUACAGACUCCAUAGUGGAGAGGAGCCUUACAAAUGCAAUGACGCGGAUCCUUCACCCACUAUGAAUGAUUUAGAUGGCAUCAUAAAAAUCAUUCUCUAGAGAUAUUGUAGGAAUGCAAAGAUCAUUGUAAGUCCUUUCAUUAACACCAUGUCUCAAAAAGGCAUUACAGAACCCAUACUGGAGAGAAACCUUAGAAAUGGGAGGUUUGUGACAAAUCCUUCACCCAGGACUCACAUCCUAGAAGACAUCACAGAGUUCAUACUGGAGAGAAACUUUACAGUUUUAAGGAAUGUGGCAGAUCUUUUUCGAGGUGUGCAUAUCUUAGAGCAGAUCAGAAAAUUCAUACUGGAAAGAAACCUUACAAAUGCCAAGACUGACACAUUCUACAUCCAUAUUGCAAGUCUUAGAAGACAUCGGAAAAUUCAUACUAGAGAGAAAAAUACUGUUGUAAAUAAUGUGCCAUAGCAUUUAUCUGGCAUUCUCUGCCUACAAAUCCUAACAGAAUACAUAAUAAAAAUAUAAAGGUAAGAAGCUUGUGAAUGCCUUUAAUGAAGGUCUAAAUCUUAGAAAAACAUCACAAGGUUUAUAUUGAAAUAAAAUUCUUCAAAAGUAA
Molecule: messenger RNA, 2032 nt
Organism: Cricetulus griseus (Chinese hamster)
Lineage: Eukaryota; Metazoa; Chordata; Mammalia; Rodentia; Cricetidae
Source: RefSeq, a predicted model, not a curated record